CAACCCGCCGGAUAGAAACGAAUCCGGACUACCCAAAAGGGUCCGGUUUCAACGGCCCGAAAAUUCUCUGGCAUUCCUUCUUCCCCACGUUCCACCCUCUCCCCAACUACUGCCAUGGUUUCUGCGACCUGUGAGGAAAAAUGUCCAAGCCAAACCUCAAUUUCCCUUCCAAAACUUCGCUCUCCAACCCGUUCAUGUCUCAGAACCAGCUCAUCGACUCGCUCACCUCCCACAUAUCCCUCUAUAGCUCCCACUCCAGCUUCCACUCCCCAAACCCUAAUCCUAACCCCAUCAGGUCCUCCAUUCUCAAAUGGUUCUCAUCUCUCACCGUACACCAGCGCCAAGCUCAUCUAACGGCCGUAGAUUCCAACUUCGUACGACUCCUCUUCCAAAUGCUCCGCAAAGUCCGCACCCAUGGCCGCGGCUCCUUCAUCAUCCUCCCCGACCUCCCCUCACAUGACCUCCCCGGCCUCUGCUUCAAGAAGUCACGAGGUCUCCUCUCCCGCGUUGCCGAUUCCAACGAGUCGGAACGGCUACUCUUCGACUCGACUCGGUUCUUUGCCUCCUCGGAAGGCGAAAACAUCAACGAGUGCUCUUGUUCGAUCAAGAAUGUCGACACAGUGACGGUUAGCGAGGAGUUGGUCGAGAAUUUGGAUAGGUUCGUGAAUACUAUGGAUGAAAUAUCGAAUAGGGGCUUCUUGAGAGGUGACGAGACCGAGUUGGGAUCGGAUUGGGUCGAAUUGGAGUGGUUGAAGGCGAAAGGGUACUAUACCAUGGAGGCUUUUGUGGCGAAUAGGUUGGAAGUGGCGCUGAGGCUGGCGUGGUUGAAUUGUAAUAAUGGGAGGAAAAGGGGAGUGAAGUUGAAGGAGAAGGCAAGUGCGGCAGGCGUUGCGGCCAAUGUGUUUUGGAGGAAGAAGGGCUGUGUGGAUUGGUGGGUUAAUUUGGAUACCGUGACUAGGAGGAAGAUUUUGACAGUGGCGUUGGGGAAAUCAGCAAAAGCUUUGACUCACGAGAUUCUGAAGGGUGCAACUAGUGGUUUGGAGGAUGAGAUGUGGCUUUUAAGUGCAGGCGUGGAACAUCCAGAGAGAUACAAUCAUGCUGUCACAAUGCAAAAGACUAUCCCCAGUGUCACUGCAGAGGCAGAACUUGGCUCGAUCGUUACCCCUGCUACUCUUUUGGGCAAACAUACUUCCUUAGCCAAUGCAUUUAAUAGCAUACUUGUGCUUCAGGAUAUUAUUAUGAUUAUAUUCUCAUGUCAUAGUAGUGUGUAUGAUAAAGGGAAAGUGUUUUUUAGUACAUUGGGAUCUGUUUGUACCAUUUCUGAUUGUAUAUUUAGAAAACUGCGAGGAUUUCUUAUGGUGGUUUCACUUGAUUGCACAAAACUUGAACUUCUGGGGGAGGAAAUCAAGAAGUCAUCACCUAAUAAAUCCAAUGAAAAGCUUGGUGCUGUUAGCCGUAGGAAGAAGGCGAGGACCCGCAAUAUGAAAAAGGAUGUUAAUUGUGCAAUUGCACAUGAACAGAAGGUAGAUUUGAUGGAGCCCAAAAAGAUACAUUAUAUUCCUCAGGAGAAAGAGAGUUGCAGAGAGAUGUCAACUGUUCUGGUGGAACAUGCCCGAGGAAUGGUGGUUGAAAAAGCUCAAACUUCUUCGAGGAAGAGUAAGAAAGAAAAAAACAAAAAUAAAAAACCUGGGUUUAACAAUCUUGUGCAAGUGAGAAAUUUGGAGAGAUCAGUCCAGGAAGAUUCCUCUCACUCUGUUGUUUCUCAGGGUGAGGCAGCAAAGUCUGGUCGAGCAUCAGAUAAUUCAACCGCCCAGAAUGAAAUAGUUGAUAAUCCAAUUGGCAAUAAUACCCUUGCAUCUGAUUCGAGUCUCCGUUGUGGUUUUGCUAAUGGGCCUACUAAGGAGGAUGAUGCCAUGGAAAGCAUUCAAGGAGCAUCUGAUAUUUCAACCAGUCAGAAUGCAACAGCUGAUAAUACAACUGGUAGUAAUAUCCUUCCAUCAAAUUCAAGUCUUCCUAGUAGUUCUGCUAAUGGGCAUAAUGGGGUGGAUAAUCCCGUGCAAAGCAUUCGAGGAGGUUUUAUUAAUGGUUCUAGUGAUAGUUUAUGUUGUAUCAAUCCAGAGUGUUAUAACUUACCUAACAAUAGGCUUGCAAAUCAAAGUAUAUCUUCCAGAAUUGAAACCCUAAUUUGUAAUACAGAGCCUCCUACUAUGCCUGCAUUGGAGGUUGAUACUGUUCUCAACAAUGGAGAUAUCGAUUCUCAGAAUUGUGCAAAUAGAUGUGAAACUAAUGUGAAACUAACUUUUCCUGACAAACCAAUCCGACCUUUUGAUGUGAAAGAGGAGUCUUUUCGGGUUAGAGAUUCAGGGAGUGUAAAUACAUAUGAUACUGGACCGUCAAAUUCUUCAGAGCGCCCUUCAAAUGAGUGGCCCAUUGUAGCUCCCUUUUAUUUUCCCUCUUUCAACUCACAUCUCCCAGCUGCCACCGAUCGAUUGCAUCUGGAUGUUGGUCGGAACUGGCAUAAUCACUUCCAACAAUCAUUCAUACCCACAAUGCAUCAUGCGAGAAACUCUCCAAUUGAAGGUGGGUGUAACCCAGUUCUGUCUCGACCAUUACCAAUGAGUUUAGAUUGGCCGCCAGUGGUUCGAAGUGCUUGUGGACUGGCUCCAUCAGUAACUUGUAAUUAUGAGUCUGGAUUUAUCCCAAGGCUGCAGUCUACGUAUCCACAAGGUUUCACCCCUCACAACCUGCGGCUUAAUGCAAUGUCCAUAGAUGAUGAAAGGAAGUAUUCUGGGGAUGUCACAGACUUGGUAACGAAUACACAGGAACUAGCAGACGAAUGUGAUAGCCACUGCAUAUCAGAGGAGGAUGUUGAGGUGCAUGCUGUUUCUGGGAUGGAUUAUAAUCAAUACUUUGGCGGAGGUGUGAUGUACUGGAAUCCUUCUGAUCUUCCAGGGACAGGUUUCUCUCGACCUCCUUCACUAAGUUCUGAUGAUAGCUCAUGGGCUUGGCGUGAGGCUGAUAUGAUUAGGGCUGUUGAUGACAUGGUUGCAUAUUCUUCUUCGUAUAGUACGAACGGCUUGACCUCACCAACUGCAGCUUCAUUUGGUUCUCCUUUUGAUCCUUUGGGUCCUGGUGCUCUUGGCUAUGUAAUGCCGGGAAGUGAAGUACCUGGCAAGAUGUUGCAUCCCUCUUCAGCAUUGGCAGACACGACAGCAGAGGAGGAACCUACUGGUUCUUUGUCCAAUUUACCCAUUGAUGUUGAAGGGAAGACAGGAGAUUCACUUCCUUACCCCAUUCUGCGGCCAAUCAUCAUUCCCCACAUGUCUAGAGAAAGAUCAAGGUCCGAGUUUAAGCGUAAUCCUGAUCACAAAAGCCCAUGUGUUCCUCCUGCGAGGCGGGAGCAACCUCGGAUAAAGCGACCGCCAUCACCUGUAGUGCUUUGUGUUCCAAGGGCUCCACGUCCACCACCACCCUCUCCUGUGAGUGACUCCAGAAAACAAAGGGGUUUCCCAACUGUUAGAUCUGGUAGUUCGAGCCCAAGGCAUUGGGGUGUUAGAGGCUGGUACCAUGAUGGAAAUAACCUUGAUGAUGCUUGUUUGCGCAUGGAUGGCGCUGAAGUUGUUUGGCCUACUUGGAGAAAUAACAAUCUUGCAGCUCAUCCAAUGAUUCAGCCUCUACCUGCAACUUUGCUGCAAGAUCGGCUGAUUGCAAUAUCACAGCUGGCUCGUGAUCAGGAACAUCCAGAUAUUGCAUUUCCCUUGCAACCCCCAGAGUUACAGAGCUGUCCUACACAGAGGGCCUCUCUUUCUUUGAUGCACAGCCUCCUUCAUGAUGAGAUUGACUCAUUCUGCAAGCAGGUUGCCGCUGCAAAUAUGGCCAGGAAGCCCUACAUCAAUUGGGCCAUCAAGCGGGUUACACGAUCUCUCCAAGUUCUAUGGCCAAGGUCCCGGACAAAUGUAUUUGGUUCAAAUGCAACUGGUUUGUCCCUGCCAACGAGUGAUGUGGACCUCGUGGUUUGUCUCCCUCCAGUGAGGAACCUGGAACCUAUUAAAGAAGCCGGGAUAUUGGAAGGACGUAAUGGCAUUAAAGAAACUUGCCUUCAGCAUGCAGCCAGGUAUCUUGCAAACCAGGAGUGGGUAAAAAAUGACUCUCUUAAGGCUGUGGAAAAUACAGCUAUACCUAUCAUUAUGCUUGCGGUGGAAGUUCCUCAUGAUCUUGUUACCUCUUCUACCUCUAAUGCACAAUCACCUAAGGAGACGACUCAUGUAACUGGUGAACAAGGCAAUGAUGCUCAUUCUGAUGCGGUUGUUUUUGAAGAUUCUGCUCCUUCUAGUACUAGAUGCAUACAGACAGAUCAUGUUACUAAUAAUGAUUCAAAAUCAGUUCGUCUUGACAUCAGUUUUAGGUCACCAUCACAUACAGGACUCCAAACUACAGAACUGGUUAAAGAGCUGACUGAUCAGUUUCCAGCUGCUACACCCCUUGCUUUGGUACUGAAACAGUUCUUGGCAGAUCGUAGCCUGGACCAGUCAUAUUCUGGUGGUUUAAGUUCCUACUGUUUGGUGUUACUGAUUAUACGUUUUCUUCAGCAUGAGCAUCAUCUUGGCCGGCCUAUUAACCAUAAAUUUGGAAGUCUUCUGAUGGAUUUUCUAUAUUUCUUUGGCAAUGUGUUUGAUCCUCGCCAAAUGCGUAUUUCGGUUCAGGGGAGUGGAGUUUAUAUGAAAAGGGAAAGAGGUUGCAGCAUUGAUCCAAUACACAUUGAUGAUCCUCUAUUUCCAACAAAUAAUGUGGGGAGAAAUUGUUUUAGGAUACAUCAGUGUAUUAAGGCAUUUUCAGAAGCCUAUUCUGUCUUGGAGAAUGAGCUUACAUGCAUUCCUGAUUAUGGUGAUGCAUGUUCGAUGCCGCCAUGUAGAUUGCUUCCAAAAAUCAUCCCUAGUAUUGAUCUUGUAUAGGGAUUCUCACUAGCUGGAGAGUCAUGAUUGGAAGGGUGUAUAUGUGGUAGAAAACAUGAAAAAGUGAUGACUACUACUGUUUAUUGUUCGGACAUCAAUGGUGACUUGAUGAUAUCUUCAUUGAAUUUAUUUACUCUUUCUGGGUACCAAGAGGAUUGCUUGUUAAGUAUUGUCUUAUGCCGUCAGAGUGUUGUCAGAGGAAUGUCACAUGAAAGAGCGCUUUUCAAUUUCCCUUUUAGUCAAGGAAAGAUGGAGAACAAAGAAUAAAAAACUCAGGAAUUAACAAAUAUGGGAUUCUCUACCAAAGCCACGAGUUGAAACUUGGAGAUAGUCGGCAGGACUGCUUCCAUGUUUAGCAAGGUUGAACUUGUUGCUUAGUGCUGCCAUCAUAUUCCUCAAAAGUUUUAGCUACAGCAAACUCAAGGGGUUGGCUCAGCUGGUAAGAGCCUUGGUCUUGGUGGUGUGCUCCCUCCACCUCAAAUGUUCGAAAGCUCUUGGGUGCAAACAAUUUCUAGGGGCAUCGGAUUGGGGGAAUUUUCCCUUAUAUUACCUGAGGUGCAUGUUAAAAGCUGCCGAUGCUGAUGACACCUUAGCCCCACCCAUUGCUUAUACAUGAUUGCACUGGUGUUGACUCUGGCAUCAAAGAACAGCUGUUACAUGUACUCCACCUUCCAAGUUCAUAGUGCUGUUCUGGACUAAUCAUCACCACUACCACCACGGCUUCUACAGAUGAAGUUAAGGUGCUGUUGUUAAAGAGGGCAGUGUUGAGUAUGUCGUGGACCAGAGAGAGGGCUCGACUGUUUAUAUGGAUGAAGUCUGAAGAACAAGUUGGAUGGAACAUUAGUAUUUGACAAUUUUGAGAUCUUGAUUUACCUAUCAUUGGCUUUCUAAAUCAAUCCAGAGCAUGGAAUGUUGUUAAUGAUGAUGAAUCAGCAGAUUCAAAUCAAUACAGACUGGAAUGCAGCAGAUUCAAAUGAAUGCAGCAUGGAAUGUGGUCAUCACUGCUUAGAAUUCUUGGAACCUCUACCAGUUUUUUGGAAGCCAAUGUGAUUGUCAACUUAUUGAUUUUAGAUCUUUUCUUCAUAAUAUGAGAAAUGGAGAGUAGGUUUAUUUAUUUUCAAGUACCAAAUCCCAUUGUAUGAAAGUGGGAAAUCUAUGGGGUGUUGGCACA
This is a messenger RNA of Juglans regia (Persian walnut), 6123 nucleotides long. RefSeq lists its product as uncharacterized. The record is from RefSeq and is a predicted model, not a curated record. NCBI's taxonomy places the organism in Eukaryota, Viridiplantae, Streptophyta, Magnoliopsida, Fagales, Juglandaceae. The coding region runs from base 141 to 4952 and encodes 1603 amino acids. Gene Ontology annotation, cellular component: TRAMP complex; nucleolus. Gene Ontology annotation, molecular function: poly(A) RNA polymerase activity; mRNA binding. Gene Ontology annotation, biological process: RNA 3'-end processing. The transcript is spliced from 22 exons.